AUGGCAAUCUUUGGUGCCCAAUGGGCGUCCACUCUCGUCGAGCUGCCUACUCUGACAUUCCAUCACGCUAUCCUCCCUCUCAGCAUCUUCUCCGCCUUGCACGGGAUCCGCGUCUCCAUGGCCUACCGCCAGGCUAUCGAACAAGCAGCUGCUCAGUCACUCAGGGACGGCAAGGACCCUCAACCUACUCGUCUGCCCUGGGGCCAGGCACUCCUGUCUGUCCUUGCCAUGUCUCUCGGAGGUGGUUUCUCCGCAAGCAUGUUACUGGGCAUGCCCCCAUCAUGGCUUGGCUCCAACGUCGUCGUCCCUACCUACACGCUGUCGUUCCUCUUGAUCCAGUACACCUACUUGUAUGACAUCCUCAAGGAUAUGGUCCCACCAGCUGUCCUGGACUCUGUCCUCAUUGUCGCCGAUGGUUCUCUUAGAGCACUUUCAAUCGCUAAGCUUGGAGUCGAUGGAUCCAGAAUGCGUUUUGCUGCCGACAGCCACUACCCCGGUGCCACAGAACCCUGGUUCGCCAUGCUAUUUUUGGGAAUGAUUUCUGGUUCGGGUGGUGGAAUGUGGGGCGACCUUUUGAAGCUCAAGACUCACAAGUGGACCCUCUCGACACCAUCCUGGGCCAGUGCUGCGACCUACGACAUGAAGGCUGCGUUGCUAAGUGCCUUCUUCUACGCUGCUUCGACUUCUCCUCAGUUUUACAGUCUUUUGCACAACGGCGGUAGCGAUGAUGUUGACAAGGAGGGGGGUUUUGUUGCUCACGGAGGCAUGCUCGAGACUCCGGAUGCCAAGGCGAUGACCAUGUUGGUCAUGUGCACACUAUUGCUAGGAAAGCGCGCUGAGGAGACUGUUGUCCAAAUGGCCAAAUCCUUCCAAUCCAACGCAACUACUACUGCCGUCCCGCCUCGCAAGUCUCUCCGUUCAUCUUCGACUGCAGCCUCCAAGAAGAAACACGACGACGAGAUUGAGGAGGACGAUGACGAGUCGAGCUACAAGCCUUUGACGCGCCGAGGCUUUGAUGACACUACUGAGGAGGAGGAAGAAGAAGAGGGGGAGGAGGAUGAGGAACAAGAGGCCAAGAAGAACACUCGUGGAGGCGGUAGGAAGAAGUCUUCAACAACAACAACUACUACUACUACAACAAGCAGAAGAUCAGCAAAGUCGGCCUCUGUAGAGCCAUCGUCGUCAGAAGUGCCAUUGAUCCGUAGCACGCGACUCCGCAAGCCUACACGCCAGGAGUUAUAA
Messenger RNA from Linnemannia hyalina, 1242 nucleotides. Lineage: Eukaryota; Fungi; Mortierellomycota; Mortierellomycetes; Mortierellales; Mortierellaceae. The record is from the annotation of a GenBank genome assembly.